Messenger RNA from Fundulus heteroclitus (mummichog), 485 nucleotides. Its product is annotated as zinc finger protein 740-like. The record is from RefSeq and is a predicted model, not a curated record. Gene Ontology annotation, cellular component: nucleus. Gene Ontology annotation, molecular function: RNA polymerase II cis-regulatory region sequence-specific DNA binding; DNA-binding transcription factor activity, RNA polymerase II-specific. Gene Ontology annotation, biological process: regulation of transcription by RNA polymerase II. NCBI's taxonomy places the organism in Eukaryota, Metazoa, Chordata, Actinopteri, Cyprinodontiformes, Fundulidae.
CCUCCCCCCCCUGAAAUUAACGUGUUGAUGCUCUGCGUUUAGGUGUGAAACCUUUUGUUUGUACCAUUUGUGACAUGAGGUUUGUCCAGCGUUACCUCCUGGCGAGACACAGCCUCACUCAUACUGGGGUGAAGCCAUUUGCUUGUUCCAUGUGUGACAUGAGGUUUAUUCAGCGUAACCACCUGGAGAGACACAGCCUCACUCAUACGGGAGAGAAGCCAUUUGCAUGUGACAUGUGUGAUAUGAGGUUUAUUCAGCGCUACCACCUUGAGAGACACAAGCGCGUUCACAGUGGGGAGAAGCCUUAUCAGUGCGAAGGUUGCCAGCAGAACUUUUCCCGCACAGACCGGCUGCUGCGACACCGGCGGUUGUGCCAGGGUCACGGCGUCGCCAAAGUAGAGAACCAGCCGUGCUGCGAACCCCGCCCGUAUCCACAGGACCCGCCGCCCCCUGCGCCCCCGACCUAGGAGCCCCCUGCACCCACC